Juglans regia (Persian walnut) is the source of this 868-nucleotide messenger RNA. RefSeq names its product probable glutathione S-transferase. Lineage: Eukaryota; Viridiplantae; Streptophyta; Magnoliopsida; Fagales; Juglandaceae. Gene Ontology annotation, molecular function: glutathione transferase activity. The transcript is spliced from 2 exons. Gene Ontology annotation, cellular component: cytoplasm. The coding region runs from base 62 to 721 and encodes 219 amino acids. Gene Ontology annotation, biological process: glutathione metabolic process. The record is from RefSeq and is a predicted model, not a curated record.
CAGUUCGCAUACAUGCUAAAGCCUGAAGUCGGUUGCUUUCGAUAUUCUGAGGCCCGUAACAAUGGCAGAGGAGGUGGUUCUGCUCGAUUUUUGGGUUAGCAUGUUUGGGAUGAGGGUCAGGGUUGCCCUUGCUGAGAAGGGGAUCAAGUAUGAGUACAGGGAGGAAGACUUGAGGAACAAGAGCGAUCUGCUUCUCCAGAUGAAUCCCGUUCACAAGAAAAUCCCAGUUCUCAUCCACAAUGGGAAACCGAUAUGCGAGUCCUUAAUCAUUGUUCAAUAUAUCGACGAGGUCUGGAACGAUAAGUCUCCAUUGUUGCCCUCUGAUCCUUACAAGAGAGCUCAAGCUAGGUUCUGGGCUGAUUUUGUUGAUAAGAAGGUGUAUGAAUCUGGGAGGAAACUAUGGACCACAAAAGGAGAAGAGCACGGGGCGGCAAAGAAGGAGUUCCUUGAAAUCUUGAAGACAUUGGAGGAAGAGCUUGGUGAGAAGCCUUACUUUGGGGGUGAAACAUUUGGGUUUGUGGAUGUUGCUUUUGUCACUUUCUACAGCUGGUUCAAUGCAUUUGAGACAUUUGGAGAAUUCAGCAUGGAGGCAGAGCACCCCAAGAUUAUUGCAUGGGCCAAGAGGUGCAUGCAAAAGGAGAGUGUCGCCAAGACUCUUCCUGACCAGCAGAAGGUCUAUGAAUUUGUCCUGGGUAUGAGGAAGAGGUUUUUAGGAGAGUAAAGGUUUGGCCCCAACAUUGAAGGUAUUUGCAGUGUUUGGGAUGGUUUUGAGCUUUGUUAGAUACUUUAGCAUCUCUGUUGAACGUUUUAUCCAAAGAGCAGUAUCUUUUAUCAUAAAUAUGAAAGACACUUGGUUGUAUCCUCCUUA